Synchiropus splendidus (mandarinfish) is the source of this 2986-nucleotide messenger RNA. RefSeq names its product tyrosyl-tRNA synthetase 2, mitochondrial (gene yars2). Lineage: Eukaryota; Metazoa; Chordata; Actinopteri; Syngnathiformes; Callionymidae. Gene Ontology annotation, biological process: tyrosyl-tRNA aminoacylation. Gene Ontology annotation, molecular function: RNA binding; ATP binding; tyrosine-tRNA ligase activity. Bases 5 to 1426 code for a protein of 473 amino acids. The record is from RefSeq and is a predicted model, not a curated record. Gene Ontology annotation, cellular component: cytosol; mitochondrion. The transcript is spliced from 6 exons.
AAACAUGGCGGCACCCAUGGUGCGGUACCGCCGUGUUUGGCGGCUCGGGUCACAUCUUCUCGGGCCGGUUUCGGGGUCGAACUUUCGCACUUCUGCCCGGGCUCGCGACGGGCUGCUCCUGGGUUUACACAAGCGCGGGCUCCUGAAAGAGGCGUUCCCGGACACGGCGGCGCAGGACGCGCUGCCGCGGCUGCUCCAGGCCGCGCCUCAGACCGUCUACUGCGGCUUCGACCCCACCGCCGACAGCCUCCACGUGGGGAACCUGCUCGCCGUCAUCGGCCUGCUGCACUUCCGCAGCGCCGGGCACCACGUGCUCGCGGUGCUCGGCGGCGCCACGGCGCAGAUCGGAGACCCGAGCGGGAGGACGAGCGAGCGCGAGCGGCUGUCGCCGGAGCUGGUGGCGGCCAACACGCGCAGCAUCCGCGACAGUCUGCAGCGCAUCUUCGCGCACCACGAGCUGCUGUUCCACGACGGCUCGCGGAAGCUGGGCACCGUGACGGUGCUGGACAACCUGAGCUGGCACAAGGAGCAGAAGCUGGUGGCCUUCCUGGCGGACACCGGCAGGCACUUCCGGAUGGGCACCAUGCUGAGCAGACACAGCGUCCAGGCGCGGCUCAAGAGCGGCGACGGCAUGAGUCUGAGCGAGUUCACCUACCAGGUGUUCCAGGCCUACGACUUCCACUACCUGAACCAGGUGUACGGCUGCAGGAUCCAGCUGGGCGGCACCGACCAGCUCGGGAAUCUCAUGAGCGGCCACGACUUCAUCCACAGGAUGGGCGGUGAGGAGGUGUACGGCCUGACCCUCCCACUGGUCACCAGCUCCGUCGGCGACAAACUGGGGAAGACGGCGGGAAACGCCGUGUGGCUGAACCGAGACAAGACGUCGCCCUUCGAGCUCUACCAGUUCCUGGUCAGGCAGCCGGACGCCAGCGUGGAGCGGUUCCUCAAGUUGUUCACCUUCCUGCCGCUGCCGGAGCUGGAGAACCUGAUGCAGCAGCAGCGAGAGGAUCCCAGCAGACGGCUGGCGCAGAAGCGUCUGGCCGCGGAGGUCACCAAGCUGGUGCACGGCAGGGAGGGGCUGGAGAGCGCCAAGAGGUGCACCAGGACGCUCUUCCACAGCAGCGUCCAGGCCCUGGAGGAGAUGAGCGACCUGGAGCUGCAGGAGCUCUUCAGGGAGGCGCCGUUCCACGAGCUGCUGCUGGAGCCGGGGACCAGCGUCAUCGAGGCCUGUCGCAGCAUCGGCGCCAUCCCAGAGGGGCCCAAAGGGUACCGGAUGGUCUCGGAAGGCGCCGUGUGCUUCAACCACCAACGGGCCGACAACCCCGAGCAGGUUCUGAUCCCCAAGAUCCACAUCCUGUCUAACGGACUCUCACUGAUCCGAGUGGGCAAGAAGAACUUCUACAUCGUCAAGUGGCUCGGACUCUGACGCGGUUCUGACGGGGGUGCAGCGCUUCGCCUCCAGUUUUGGACAAGACUCUAUUUCCACAGUGGUGUGUGUGUGUGUGUGUGUGAGAGAGAGAGUGUGUGUGUGUGUGUGAGGAGGCAGAAGAGGAACAUAUCAGGUCUCCUGCAGUCGCGGACGACGCUGUUGAAGCACUGAACACUCGCGCAGUGGCACUUACGUCUCUGCCUCUGACAGCCGCAUGUAGCAGCGUGCAAUUAGCUUUGCUCCCUUUUUACUACCUGUGUGUACAUUGGCCGGUCCCCACAGUCCCCCCUCUCCCCUCCCCUCCCCCCUCUCUCGCUCGUGUGUAGCACAUAAACGUCGGCGACUUCAUCCGACUCCUGGACCAGGACUGUUCCCCGACCGUCGGUCCUCCCAGCAGCAGCAGCAGCAGCGGUACAGAUGUAGCCCCCGGUUCAGGAGGCCACGCCCUCCUCCCACUGGACGGUCCCGCUCCUCACUUAAAGGUCACUAGUUCCAUUCCCUCAGUGUAAAAAAAGGCAUUUUCAUGAAUGUGUUGCCUUUGAAAGGACACGCAUCAAGGUUCAGUACCCGGAGCUGCCGUUCUUAGGAAGGUGAUCAGUUCCAUGCCAGGUCCUUCCCUAAUCCAGCGAGUUAAACUGGUCGCCGGUUCAAUACCCGGCGCUGAACCUCAGACCUGAACACACCCUGAUGCUGGUUCAACCCCCCCGCCCCCCUGCAGGGGUCUUCAUGUUACAGAAAGGUCAUGGGUUCAACUCCACGACUCCGUCAGAGACUUAAGAGCACUUGUCUGGUUCCGUCGCCUCCAGCACCACGGAGGUGUGUUUGCUGACCCGCCCCCCUCCUCACCCUCAUCCCCUUCUGUCCACCGCUUCGAUGCCCACAGUUCGUGACAAAUCUUUGUCCGAACUGUUUUUUUUGUGCCUUUCAUGGAACGCUCAAAGAAGUUUUUGCGGGGGAGAGUCUCCAGUUCGAGUCCGCUCCAGGUGUGCCUUGCUCACCGGCGCCCCGUGUUUGAUGCUCCCCCCGCGAGUGCAUUUGAUCCCCAGCUUCCGCCGGUGACACGGUCCAGUCUCAGCCUCACCACGUGUCCUUGAGCAAGACUCUAAAUCCUGAACUGCUCCCGAUGCCUUCCACAGGAGCCCUGACCCCCAUCAACACCCCUCCCACCCCCGCCCCGGGCGGCGCUCCCCUCUGUGUCGUGUACAUCUUUGUGUUGUAAAUAAUUUUGUAAAAAAAAACAAAAAAACAAACACACACACAAAAGACACACCACAAAAACACUGAGAAUUAUACUAACUUAUUUAUGUGAAGCCUUUUUUAAUGUAGAAUGGAAUAAUAAAAAAAUGGGUUUGUGAUCAUCCAAAGUGGCAUUUACUAUAAUAAUUAUUAUUUUUAUUAUUAUUAUUGUUUUGUUUUGUAAAAGACAUAUUUGGUAGUUUUAUUUCCUCGAUAAAAUAAGGUUGCAAACUGAGCCCAAUAAGAUAUUUGUGUAUGUUCUGAUGUGUGGAUAUAAAAUGUGUUGCAAUCGAUUAAAAGAUUAAAUUGACUUUUUUUGUG